This is a messenger RNA of Fimicolochytrium jonesii, 991 nucleotides long. RefSeq lists its product as uncharacterized. Bases 220 to 855 code for a protein of 211 amino acids. The record is from RefSeq and is a predicted model, not a curated record. The transcript is spliced from 4 exons. Lineage: Eukaryota; Fungi; Chytridiomycota; Chytridiomycetes; Spizellomycetales; Powellomycetaceae.
CCCAAGUGUCGCAAGUGUCGCAAGUGUUCGCCGGCGGGCCGUGCGUCUGAGCCCCGCCUCUCCUGUAGGGGAAUGGUUAGGGCGGAAGAGGUUUGCAACUGGCCAAUUUUUGCGGAGUUCACCCUUGGUUAACAACAGUUCAGCCACUUUGCAGGCCAGUGUGCAGUUCAGCGUCGCCUUCGUUUGCAUAGGCCUUAGCGGCACUGAAAAGUAUCCAUAAUGGUUCUCUAUUUUACAAGCAAUGUGGUCUCCCCAUCAGCCAACAUAUACAUGGGCAAGGAUAAAUAUGAGAACGAGGAGCUGAUAAAGUACGGCUGGCCCGAAGACGUCUGGUUCCACGUCGACAAGCUCUCCUCCGCCCACGUGUAUCUUCGUCUUGAACGGGGCCAGACAUGGGAAGAUAUCCCCGAAGCACUCCUGGAUGAUCUGGCACAGUUGACGAAGGCCAACUCGAUAGAAGGGAACAAGAAGAACAAUCUCACGAUAAUCUACACACCAUGGAGCAACCUGAAGAAGAGCGGGGGCAUGGAGACGGGGCAGGUUACGUUCUUCAAGAACAACCUGGUGAAGAGGGUGCAUGUUAAAGAGCGGGACAACGCGAUUGUGAAUCGGCUGAAUAAGACCAGGGUAGAGAGGCAUCCGGAUCUGGCAGAAGCCAAGAUUGAGAGGGAUCGGGAAAUGCGGGCGGAACAGAGGGAGGCGGAUAGGAAGAGGAGACAACAAGAAGCAAAGGUACAAGAACAACGAAAGAAGGAGGUUGAGGCACGGAGCUACGGUGGGAUUUUCAAAGAGGAAAAGAUGCGGAGUAACAAGGAACUGGCGGAAAUGGGGCUAGGGGAGGACGAUUUCAUGUGAGCAAGAGCGUAGUCUUGUGUAGAUUUGUAGCUGUUCCAGUACUAGAUUAGAAAGCCCCCUUCUUGAGAGAGCAAACAGCGGCGUGGAGAAAGGUGACAUUCAGGAGGGGGCGUUCCGUUGGAAAUGCAAAUUUCUU